This is a messenger RNA of Hyla sarda, 2122 nucleotides long. RefSeq names its product pre-mRNA processing factor 4 (gene PRPF4). Gene Ontology annotation, molecular function: U4 snRNA binding; U6 snRNA binding; protein binding. The transcript is spliced from 14 exons. The record is from RefSeq and is a predicted model, not a curated record. Gene Ontology annotation, cellular component: U4/U6 x U5 tri-snRNP complex. Gene Ontology annotation, biological process: mRNA splicing, via spliceosome. Lineage: Eukaryota; Metazoa; Chordata; Amphibia; Anura; Hylidae. Bases 306 to 1964 code for a protein of 552 amino acids.
UCGGGGCUCCGGUCCCCGGGUCAUGUGACACCCCGGGCUCUGUCAGCGCCCCCUAUAGAUAGUCUCAGGCCCUGACGCUUCUUCUUUGGGGUUUUGUUCUGUUCUCCAGGUUUCCCCAGUUUAUUUUUCUUCAGCUGCAGCAGAACUACGACUCCCACCGCCAUAGGCUGUCAGGGCAUGAUGGGAGUUGUAGUUGUGCAGCGCUGGGAGGAUGUUGCCAUAGAACAGUGUUUCCUAACCAGAUUACCUAAAGCUUUUGCAAAACUACAACUCCCAGCAUGCCCAGGAAGCCUUUAUCCUAGAAGAUGAAUGUAGCAGAGGCAGCGCACGUACACUGCUGCUGCGCCAUUCACAUAGGACACGAUGGGCUCCGCUCCAUCAGAUGGUUACCAUGGAUACUACAGAUAGAGGUGACCCCUUUAAAGUACCCCAAGAUGUCGGACGAUGAGGGGCCCCCCGUGGUGAAGUCGUCUCGCAUUUUCUAUGGCAGCCUGGCGGAUAAAGAAAGGGACCGAAUCUCCAGGGGAGAGUCCUCGAUGGGAAGAGCUGCAGUGAAGGCCGGAAUAGAGGCCGGGAACAUCAACAUCGGAGGAGGAGAGUCAUUUGACCUGGAAGAACACAUCAGUGAGAGACAAGCGGAAGUUCUCGCCGAGUUCGAGCGCAGGAAGCGAGCGCGACAGAUUAACGUGUCCACCGACGAUUCCGAGGUGAAGGCAUGUCUGCGGGCCCUAGGGGAGCCCAUCACUCUGUUCGGAGAGGGCCCGGCGGAGCGGAGAGAGAGGUUGCGAAAUGUUCUCUCGGUGGUUGGUACAGACGCCCUGAAGAAGUCGAAGAAGGAAGAUGAGAAAUCCAAGACGUCUAGUGAGGAGUACCAACACACCUGGUAUCACGAAGGACCCAACACGCUGAAAACCGCUCGACUGUGGAUUGCGCGAUAUUCUUUACCUCGGGCGAUGCAGCGAUUGGAAAAUGCACGCGAGUACAGGCACAUCCCAGAAUCCACCAGGACAUCCCAGAAACAAGAUCUGAACAAUUCAUUGCGGACCUUGAACAACUUCUGCAGUCAGAUCGGAGAUGAUCGCCCUCUGUCCUUCUGUCACUUCAGUCCAAACUCCAGACUUCUGGCGACAGCGUGCUGGAGUGGACUCUGUAAGCUGUGGUCAAUCCCAGACUGUCAGCCUAUACGGACCCUAAGAGGACACAACACCAAUGUAGGCGCCAUAGUCUUUCACCCAAAGUCAACGCUUUCCCUGGAUGAGAAGGACGUCAAUCUGGCCUCCUGCGCUGCAGACGGUUCUGUAAAAUUGUGGAACCUGGAGAGCGAUGAACCCGUAGCAGAUAUUGAAGGACACACUGUGAGGGUGGCACGAGUGACGUGGCAUCCAUCUGGGCGUUUCCUGGGCACCACAUGCUACGACAAGUCCUGGCGCCUGUGGGACCUGGAGGCACAAGAGGAAAUUCUGCAUCAGGAGGGUCACAGUAAAGGGGUGUAUGACCUCGCCUUCCACCUCGACGGCUCCCUCGCUGGCACUGGAGGUCUGGACGCCUUUGGUCGUGUGUGGGAUUUGCGCACCGGUCGCUGCAUUAUGUUCCUAGAAGGCCACCUCAAGGAAAUCUACAGCGUCAACUUCUCUCCUAAUGGGUAUCAAAUUGCGACCGGCAGCGGAGACAACACCUGUAAGGUCUGGGACCUGAGGCAGAGGCGCUGCACCUACACCAUCCCUGCCCACCAGAGCCUGAUCAGUGCCGUAAAGUUCCAGCCUACCAAUGGGCAGUACCUGGUGACCGGCGCCUACGACAACACGGCCAAAGUCUGGGCGCACCCGCUGUGGUCCCCCCUGAAGACGCUCGCCGGUCACGAGGGGAAAGUGAUGGGACUGGACAUUUCCUCGGACGGAGAACUCAUCGCCACCUGCUCCUACGACAGAACGUUUAAGCUUUGGAUGGCGGAAAACGAAAUUUAAACCCAUGAACAUUGAGCGACAAAGUCAUGUGAUCUAGAACGCUGUUCGAGUUAAACGCUUAUCAUGCCCAGGGCAUGCUGGUAGUUGCAGUUCUACAAUGGCUGGAGGCCGCUGGAUGUGAGAGCACAAUGGAGAGAGUAUUUGUUUUUUUUUAUUUU